AUGAACAGACAGAAGAACGAUCAGCUUCACCAUAAACGCAUCCGACGCUACACAAAAUCAUCGGACUCAACUUAUGUAAUAGAGACGCUUCCCACCGAUGUCAUCAUCGAGAUACUCUCAAGAUUACCUACAAAUUCCAUCGGAAUAUGUCGCUUAGUGUCAAAGCAAUGGUCGUCCAUACUUCGAAGUCGGGAUUUCGCGGAAUCUUUCCUCACCAGGUCAUUGGCUCGGCCGCGUCUUUUGUUCACCUUCAGAUGUGGCAGCAAGUGUCACCUCUUGCUAUCCCCUCAGCCUCGAAAUUUUGAUGGGAACAAAAUUAGUGUUGUAGCAACUGACUAUCAUAUCGGUUUUUCUGGAAAUUGGUGCAUGCGAAGUUUUCAAUGUGUUCAUGGAUUUAUCUAUCUGGACCAUAGGAAGAGGAGGUUAAAUGGAAAGAAUAGGGUUUCUAUGAUUUGGAACCCUUGCACGGGUCAGCAGAUACCUUUACCUAAGUUGGGAGUGUCGGAUAGUCAUUCGAAAAGGUUUCUCGGGUAUGAUCCUAUCGAGAGAGUAUUCAAGGUUUUGUGCAUAACAUCCUCCAAAGAGCAUCAAGUUUUGACUCUAGGAACUGGAGGAGAACUGUCCUGGAGAAAGAUUGAGUGUUCGUUUCCGCAUUAUCCUCGGAAAGAGCAAAUGAGCAAUGCGCUAUGCACCAAUGGCGUUUUAUAUUACAAACAUUCUAAUUCUAUGAUAGUAUGUUUUGAUGUUAGGUCUGAGAAAUUUAGUUUUAUAGAAAUAAAAAUAUAUGUCGACCUUUUGUGUCUAAUAAACAAUAAGGGAAAAUUAGGUGUCCUAGUGCUUUUUCCUCACACUGGUCUUGCUCAGCUAUGGGUUCUUGAUGACACCAAAAAAGUGGUAUGGUCGAAGCAAAACUUUGUUUUUCCAUAUACCACCUUUGAGGCUAGAAGAGUAACUGAUACGGGUGAAAUUUUGUGUGCGUCAAGUCGUUCUACCUGUCCAUUCUAUGUUUCCUACUAUAAUCUGGAGGAAGAGAGUGUUAGGAGAAUUGAAAUCGAAGGAAUUCAAGACAAGGUAUUGAUGGGUCAAGAUGGACAUUACCCUUCUGAAUUUUUCAUCUUUCCAAACUAUAUUGAGAAUAUGAUGUUUCUGAAAUAA
This is a messenger RNA of Camelina sativa (false flax), 1155 nucleotides long. The record is from RefSeq and is a predicted model, not a curated record. NCBI's taxonomy places the organism in Eukaryota, Viridiplantae, Streptophyta, Magnoliopsida, Brassicales, Brassicaceae.